CAUGAUUACAUUUAAGAAAUACUUGCCUGUGACUAUUUAUAUGUGGAUUUAUGGAUCCUCUUUCAUAUAUGCAGGAUCACUAUGGGGGACAAAAAAGGCCUUUACAAUCCGAUCCUGCAUUUGGCAGCUGAAUGAAAAUGUUGUCAUGCCCCCUUUAGAAGAACUGAGUGUUUGUGUCAACCUCAUGAGAGUGCUCACAACUUCUGAAUGGACUGCUUUUGACUAUAAAGGUCCAGGACAGCAGCAUGUGGAGCUCGGCUUGGCUGGAAACGGUGGCAAUUUACAAGCGUCCAUUUUUGGAAAAGAAUGGACAGUUGCAUAUGAUCUUGCCAAAAACAAGUGGCACAUGGUCUGUUUGACGUGGUCAAGGCACACCAGGCUUUUCCAGGUGAUUGUUAAUAAUAGGAGUUUUGAAUUUCCUUUGAAUGAAACGUCACCCGGAUAUCUUGCUGCAAACGGUACACUGAGUUUGGGGGUUUCCCAUAGUUUUGUUGGAGGAAAUAUUGUUUUUGAGACGGGGAAAAACUUCCUUGGGGAUAUGAGUUUGUUCAGGAUGUGGAAAGAGCAGAUGAGUGCAUUACAACUGGCUGAAUUUAGAUGUGUGGAUGGAAACAUUGUGACUUGGAGAACUCAAGACUGGGACUAUCAGAAAUGUCCACCAUUACCAGACAACAGCUUGAAGUGUGAAUCGUCUAAAUAUAAAAUUCAAAUGCAUUUAUCUAUUACGCAAAACACCAAUAACGACAACACUGAAAAUGAUAGCCAGGAGAUGGUUUUAAGCUGGCUGAAGUACAUCUUCCGUCCAAAAAUAAUCGUGCACUCUGUGUCGCUGUCAAAUAUAAGCCUUCAAACAAGAGCUGAUUUAACUGGUCAAAAAAUGGAAGCAAUUCAGGAAAAGCCAUGGAUUAAGACUCAAUGGUUUGAUUGUGUGGUGUUUGUGAGAGUGAUACCUGCAGAAGAAGUGAACAUAACAGUGUCUACAAUAAAAACACUGUUAAUUCCCAGCUACAGCUACAGCGCAGACAUCGUCCUGAUGACAAACCCAGUAUCUAUAAACAUCCUCUCAGUAGCUGUCCUUCCAAAUGUGACUUCGAGUCCUGCUGUGAGCACCAUCCUACCAGUUUUCUCUCAAACCACAAAGAUACCUGGCAUUGGAAGUACAAACAUUACAACAUUAGUCAUGUCAUCAUUACGAACACAGGCAAUGGAUAAAAUCUGUUUAAUCUCUUCACGCUUCACUUCAAGUAAAGAAUUUGGAGAUAUUUUUUAUAGAGUCAACCUCAAUAUAACAAUGAAUGGAAGUAUCACAGACCCUAAACACACUAUAGAGCAAUGGCUUCAGGAAACACUGCAGAAAUGCAGAAUGGAUGUCUGGAACAUUGUGAUAAAAGGAGCUCCGAAGUACAUGACUACUUUUCAGGUUCAAGCAUUGGCACCAGUGAAUGAAACUGCAACAGAGAAAAUGAUUUUUGAGCUCUUAACACAAGGAUAUACUAAUGCUUCCAUAGCAAUCAGUGUCCCGACUGAUGAAGUCAACAUUACCCAAAUAGAUCCAGGUCUUUGUCCAGAAGAAGCUAUGCUCACAGUUUAUGGUAUAUACAUGUGGCCCAGCAUGACAGCUCAAAGCCAGUACGAACUCACGUGUGUGAAAGGGAAUGAAAGUGCUACGAGAUUUUGUAAAUUAAACGGAGCCACUGACAAAGCUAUUUGGGAGGCGCCAGAUAUGAGCAAGUGUUUAAAGACUGUAUCAGAUUUUGGUGAUUUGGAAAACAUCACAGUCACACCUGGCAACUCAGAAUACAUUGUGGACAUGAUUGAGGAUCUGUUAAAUGAACAAACUGGUCUGAGUAAUGCUCAGCUGGACAUCAUGCUGGAAAAACUCUCCGAGGUCACUGAGGUGGGAAACUUGACCCCAGAUCUGUCCAGCAGCAUCACUAACAUAGUUUCAGAAAUCUGUUACAUCUCAACUAAUCUCACCCAGGUCACCAACAAAAUUCUUUCCAUUACAGACCUUAUGGGAGACAGAACGGUGUUUGCUGGAGAUGCUCAUAACAUGACAGCACCUUCAUUAGCACUGCAGCUGAUCAACCCUGACACCUCUCAGUUCCAUGGCCUCACGUUCGAGGUCUUCUCUGUACAGAACGAUGGCACCCCUGAGAUAUUUUACGAUGAAAACUUUACAGAGAACCCAGACACAGGAACCGUAGCUUUCAUAUCAUUACCUCCAACAAUUGAGAACUUUUUCCCAAACAGUGGAGCCAGACCUCGUGUUCAGUUCCAUUUUUACGGCAAAGAAAAAUUAUUUGAGGACACAUCAAGCAACCUGACGCUGAACUCUUAUGUAGUGUCUGCCAGUGUCACCAAUGCCACAGUGAGCGAGCUUGAGAUCCCAGUGAUGGUCACUCUCCGCCAUCUCCAAAACAAAGAGAACUGGGACACAGUAAAGUGUGUCUACUGGGACUUCAACAAAAACGAUAAGAAAGGUGGAUGGAAUGAUAAAGGAUGUGAAAUGGUGAACUCUAACGCCACUCAAACCUCCUGUUCCUGUGACCACCUGACACAUUUUGGCAUCCUUCUUGAUAUCUCGAAAACUCCAAUAAACCCAAAGGAUGAAUGGGUUCUGACUAUAAUAUCGUAUGUGGGCUGUGGAACAUCCUCCAUCUUUCUUGGAGUCACGUUACUCACCUAUUUGGCAUUUGAGAAACUGAGACGAGACUACCCUUCCAAGAUCCUUAUUAACCUCUGCAUGGCCCUGCUAGGGUUGAACAUGUUGUUCCUGGUGAACUCCUGGUUUGCCUCUUUUAACAGCAAUGCCCUUUGUAUCACUGUAGCAGCCUUUCAACAUUACUUCUUUCUGGCUACCUUUACUUGGAUGGGACUUGGUGCAAUCAACAUGUAUCUGGCCUUGGUCAAGGUCUUUAACUCAUAUGUGCCAUCUUACAUCCUCAAGUUCUGUGCAGUUGGAUGGGGUAUACCUUUGUCGGUUGUAAUUUUAGUGCUAGCCAUCGAUUUCAAUUCAUAUGGCACCAGCCUCUCCCCAGACCUUCUCCAAGAAUCUGCUGCUUUCUGCUGGUUUAAGAAUGACGUGACCUUUUACGUGACGGUGGUUUCGUUCGCCAUCCUGAUCAUGGUCUGUAAUAUCAUCGUGUUUGUCGUGGUACUGGUACAGAUCCACAAAAUGCGGGUCAACAAGCCUUCCAGCAGCAGAAAAGGGUUCCUGCAUGACCUUCGAGUGGUGGCCAGCCUCACCUUCCUGCUGGGACUUACCUGGAUACUAGUCUUCUUCGGCUGGGGCGCAGCUAAAACACCCCUGAUGUACCUGUUCUCCAUCCUCAACAGUCUUCAAGGUUUCUUUAUCUUCCUGUUUUAUUGCCUGAUGAAAGACAACGUUAGAAAGCAGUGGAGGAUGCAUCUCUGCUGUGGAAGAUUCAAACAGUCUGAAUACUCAGACUGGAGCCGUUCUGUGCCAAAGGGGGACAAAGGGAAAGGUGGUCUACAAGUCUCAUCAUCCAUGAAGUCAGAAACUACCAGUGAAAGGAAGAUCUCGGAUACCUCAAACACAGGGACCAGCAAUGAUGGCUCUUUCCUGAAACAAGAGAGAAAACAAUGAGGAA
Messenger RNA from Danio aesculapii, 3614 nucleotides. RefSeq names its product adhesion G protein-coupled receptor G4a (gene adgrg4a). Bases 2 to 3610 code for a protein of 1202 amino acids. The transcript has 26 exons. Lineage: Eukaryota; Metazoa; Chordata; Actinopteri; Cypriniformes; Danionidae. Gene Ontology annotation, molecular function: G protein-coupled receptor activity. Gene Ontology annotation, biological process: adenylate cyclase-activating G protein-coupled receptor signaling pathway; cell surface receptor signaling pathway. The record is from RefSeq and is a predicted model, not a curated record. Gene Ontology annotation, cellular component: membrane.